AUCCAGUUUGGGCUUAUUAAAGCAAACGGACUCUACUUUUUUAUCAUAAAGCCCACACAGAAGACAUCGGAGCGUGAAGGCCACUAUAGUUAAAAGCGCGUCAGAAAAGAAUCAAAGUCAAGCCAAAAGACGCAACUUCACUCCGCCGUGUCCAUUCUCCGAUUACUUCUUCAAGCGAUCAAACAAAACCCUAAUUCAACCCAAUUCGAUUUUCCACAUGGGUGAACCACAACCUUCUCAACCACCGCAAAGCAACGAUUCCGACGACUCCUCCUCCGCCUCCGUUCCCGGCUCAAUCGUCUCAUCAACCACCAUCGAAGCCCCGAGAAUCACCGAGCUAAGCAAUGUAUCCUCCCCUCCUUCCAAAAUCCCUCUCCGUCCUCGAAAAAUCAGAAAGCUUUCUCCCAACAACGACGCGAGACCUUCACCGAAGGGCAAACCAUCGCAGCCACCGAGGAUCCACGCAAAGUCUCUAACUUGCGAGGGAGAGCUCGAAGCGGCGAUAACCCACCUCCGCAGCGUCGAUCCUCUCCUAGCCUCGUUGAUCGACGCACACCCACCGCCAAAGUACGAGUCUUUCAACACUCCCUUCUUGGCUCUCAUCCGAAGCAUCCUCUACCAGCAGCUUGCUGCUAAAGCGGGGAACUCAAUCUACACGCGCUUCGUUUCCCUCUGCGGAGGCGAAAACGGCGUCGUUCCGGAGAAUGUCCUCCCCUUGACGCCUCAGGAGCUUCGUCAGAUCGGUGUCUCCGGGAGGAAAGCGAGUUACCUCCACGAUCUCGCGAGAAAGUAUCAAAACGGGAUCUUGUCGGAUUCUGGGAUUGUGAGCAUGGAUGAUAAGUCUCUGUUCACGAUGCUGACGAUGGUUAACGGGAUCGGGUCUUGGUCGGUUCAUAUGUUUAUGAUAAACUCGCUUCAUAGACCUGAUGUGUUGCCUGUUAACGAUCUUGGUGUGAGGAAAGGUGUGCAGAUGCUUUAUGACUUGCCGGAGCUGCCUCGUCCUUCGCAGAUGGAGGGGAUUUGCGAGAAGUGGCGUCCGUAUAGGUCGGUUGGGUCUUGGUACAUGUGGCGGCUCAUUGAAGCUAAAGGGACUCCGUCUAAUGCUGGGGCGGUGAGUUCAGGAGCUGAUUUGGCGUUUCCGCAGUUGGAAGACAUGCAACAGCAACAACAGUCACAGCUUCUGGACCCUCUUAGUGUGUUCAGUAUCGGGGCAUGGGGCCAAACUUAGCUGGCUUCCCACCAUAAGUUGUUGUCGUCCAUGGCGUUAGAGGGUUCUGGUCCGGUCUUCAGCUACUGUCAGGUGAAAAGGUCGAGUGUUCUGCUGUGAAGAAAUAAGAAUAAAGCAGGAACUUUUGUAGGUUGGGUUUCUCAAGACACGAAACUGAAAGACUAUGCGGCAGAAACCGUCUUGUUAUGUAAAGAUAUAUAGUUUAGCCGAUGAACUUUGAUUUUCUCUUGUUGGAGGCUUAAAAUUGCUGCUUAAAGAAAGCUCAUUAUUCCUGUAAAACAGAGCCAAAUCUUUCAUUUUCUCAUUGUUAACCAGGUGUUUUUCCUGCA
Messenger RNA from Brassica napus (rape), 1557 nucleotides. RefSeq names its product DNA-3-methyladenine glycosylase 1-like. The coding region runs from base 218 to 1228 and encodes 336 amino acids. Gene Ontology annotation, biological process: base-excision repair; DNA alkylation repair; base-excision repair, AP site formation. Gene Ontology annotation, molecular function: alkylated DNA binding; DNA-7-methylguanine glycosylase activity; DNA-3-methyladenine glycosylase activity. The transcript is spliced from 2 exons. The record is from RefSeq and is a predicted model, not a curated record. NCBI's taxonomy places the organism in Eukaryota, Viridiplantae, Streptophyta, Magnoliopsida, Brassicales, Brassicaceae. Gene Ontology annotation, cellular component: nucleus; protein-DNA complex.